UUUCGAGCAUCUGAUCACCUCGAGCAGCUUGAAUCCCCUUGGCCUAGCCACCCUCUGUCACCCGUCUGUCGACCUGUCCGGAUCGCCUUCUUUCACGCCCAUCAUGUCUAUGUCUACUCAGUUCGCGGCUCGCUGCUGCAGACAGAUUGUCCGCCCCACCGCUUCCCUGCGCGUUUCCUCCGCUUCAUACCUGUCCAGCAGCCGGAGAUGGCAAUCCACGGAGGCUGCUGCUCCUGCCAACCCCAAGAUCACCCAGAUCGUCGACCAGAUCAGCCAAUUGACCCUCUUGGAGACUGCCGACUUGGUUUCUAGCUUGAAGUCCCGCCUCAACAUCCCCGACCUCCCGGUUGGUGGCUUCGCCAUGGCCGCUGCUCCCGCUGCCCCCGCCGCCGCUGAGGAGGAGGAGGCUCCUGUCCAGCAGGAGAAGACCCUCUUCAACCUCAAGCUCGAGUCCAUUGAAGCCGCGUCCAAGGCCAAGGUCAUCAAGGAGAUCAAGAACAUGCUGGGUCUGUCCCUGGUCGACAGCAAGAAGUUCGUCGAGUCGGCGCCCAAGGUUCUGAAGGAGUCCGUCCCCAAGGAGGAGGCUGAGAAGAUCAUCGAGACCCUCAAGGCCGUCGGUGCCAAGGUCACCAUGGACUAAGCGGACUGUCGUCUGACUGCCCGGAGGGGAUUUUUCUUUGUAAUGCUACCCGGUCCAUUUGGGUUACCCUGUGGCCAUCAGUGUUGGAUGAGUGAUAGGACGACCUGGAUGGCCUGGACGUUGUGAUUGGGCUGCAUCAUCGAGCUGGAGUUUUUAUCUCGCGCCACCUUUUGUAUUUUGUGUUCUUUUAUAUCACCCUUUUCUUUAUUAUCUUUUUUCUCCGUCAUAUAUCUCUGAAGAUUGUUUCUGAUAUAACCGGAAAGCGGGAAAAAGGGCGGCGAAUGUACAUUAUCACCUCUAUCGAAUGGACAAUGUGGGAUCAAGAGGAAGGAAAUGACUGUUUUUGUUGUCUCUGUCAACCAAACCUGUGAGAGCUUGCAGUGUGUCAGGAACAGACGAGCAAAUCGCUCAUUCGGAUUGAGUGAAGUAGUCAGUAUAAUGGUGGGGUAGAUUGGAUUAG
This is a messenger RNA of Aspergillus homomorphus CBS 101889, 1100 nucleotides long. Its product is annotated as mitochondrial 54S ribosomal protein bL12m. Gene Ontology annotation, biological process: translation. NCBI's taxonomy places the organism in Eukaryota, Fungi, Ascomycota, Eurotiomycetes, Eurotiales, Aspergillaceae. Gene Ontology annotation, molecular function: structural constituent of ribosome. The record is from RefSeq and is a predicted model, not a curated record. The transcript is spliced from 2 exons. The coding region runs from base 104 to 640 and encodes 178 amino acids. Gene Ontology annotation, cellular component: ribosome.